This is a messenger RNA of Anguilla anguilla (European eel), 5596 nucleotides long. Its product is annotated as protocadherin-1-like. The record is from RefSeq and is a predicted model, not a curated record. NCBI's taxonomy places the organism in Eukaryota, Metazoa, Chordata, Actinopteri, Anguilliformes, Anguillidae. The transcript is spliced from 5 exons. Gene Ontology annotation, cellular component: plasma membrane. Gene Ontology annotation, biological process: homophilic cell-cell adhesion. Bases 1455 to 4934 code for a protein of 1159 amino acids. Gene Ontology annotation, molecular function: calcium ion binding.
AUAUGUGCAUUACGAUAUCGACGCUAUAUUUACUCGUAACAGUUCAGAAUGUUUUCAUAUAUGUUGCCUUUAUAUUCAGUUUAAAUUGUGAAUGUUACUAAAAACGUGUCAUUUUAGUUCAUUUGCUAGCUCUGCACACCCAAAUGCCAGCCAGGUAAACGAUUCGCACUCCAGAUAUAAUUAUGUAUCUCUCGUCUGGCCAAUCGUGUUUUUAUUAUUCGCGUUUGUCACAAUGCAUGAUCUGCAAUCAUCCGUAACUGAACCACAUCCGAAAAUAUUCGUACCGUGCGUAUUGCUAAUGGAUAAACGCAACAAUAUACAACCAGCCGUAAACAUUCGUAAACGCAGCUGCCGAAGAAGACGUCGCAUGUAGAGCUCUUAACUCAAAAAGCAUCAGGUCGCGAGCGCAGAUAGGCGCCUGGGCCGUCUUUAUAUGAACAUGAUGGGGACACUUGUUUGCCUCCGCUAUAAUGGCCAUCGUACGUGUCAGAUAUAAUUAUAAUGCAUCCAGGCGUAUGCUCUCAGUCUUAGAUUUGGUAUAUAUAGCUUACUGUAAUAUCUGAACCGGUAUGUAUUCGCUGGUCUUGGAAUGCUAUUAUGUUUCCACUCAUCGUAUUAAAUGGAGUUUCCUCUCUCCGUGUAUCGCAGUUCAAUCCCCAGCGGGGGAGCGGCUGGCGCGGAGCCUCGCUUGGCUAUUGAUUCUGCUCCCAGCCUCUCUCCUUUGCGUUGAGGAGCUCGGUUUUAAUUGUCUGGUCAUCGCUCUUUAACUGUAUAUUCAGUCUAAUCCGUCAACAGUGGAGCCUUUUCUGAGCCUGUACAUACACAACGAAAAUGCAUCAGCCCAGAGAGUAAUGUAGCCUAUGCCGAAACUAAUGGGGUAUGCAAAACGAAAGCCUGAUAAUUAACGCAUUAUGUACACAUAUCAGGGGAAACUCCCACCAACAGCGCACAAGUUUAGCAACCGGAGUUCCUGAAAGCCGUCAAAAGAGGAGUUUGCUUGUCAGUAAUUUGUUCAGAAGCAGAAAUGCAUACUGACAGAAGGUCGUUUUGACAUGCAUUUCAGCCUUAGAAGGAACUGUUAUGGUUCAGUCAGUUUAGAGACGUUACAGUUGCGACAAACUCAUCUCUAAUCAAAUAAAUAGAAAGAGCAAGAUCUUGGUUGCACAGUUAGAUGCAGGGUACAGCCAGGUAACUUCACAGGUAACUGCACUAGCACAGACUGCUGCCAGGUAACUGCAGCCAGGUAACUGCACAGGGAGAGUAACAGUGUUGCCCUGUGGCAGCCUGUUCUGACACGUCUUCGUGAGGAUGUCAAGCUGUGGCCAUUUGACCACACACUGUAUCCAGCACACAGUCCCUGUCUUCCCUCCUUGUGUGGAACACCAUCCACACACCAACGUUACGCAGGACUCGGCACAGACUUUGUGGGCUGUAGCUGUGCCGGGGGGAAUGUGAUGGAGAGGGGGAUGGGUGUGCUGCUGGUGUGGGCAGUGCUGCUGGGGUGCUAUGGCCAGUCUCUGGGCGGAGUUCUGUACCAGCUCCAGGAGGAGCAGCCUCCCAGCACUCUGAUUGGCAGCCUGGCCGCAGACCAGGGCCUCCCAGACUCUGGCCACCUGUACAAGCUGGAGGUUGGUGCCCCCUACCUGCGAGUGGAUGGUAAAACCGGAGACAUCUUCACCACAGAGACGGCAAUCGACAGGGAGAGUUUGAGGGACUGCCGCAGCCUGCUGAAGGCUGAGCCUUGCUUUCUGGAGUUUGAGGUGUCCAUCACGGAUCUGAACCAAAACCAGAGCCCGCGACUCAUCGAGGGGCGCAUCCAAGUCCUGGAUAUGAACGACAACACGCCACAGUUUCCCUCGCCCAUCCUGACCCUGUCCAUUCCAGAGAACACCCACAGCGGGGCGCUGUUCCCCAUCCCACUGGCCACUGAUCGCGACGCGGACGGGAACGGGGUGGCGGAUUACUCUCUGACCACAGGGCCAGAUGCACUGGCGCUGUUCGGCCUGCAGGUGGCAGAGGACCGUGGGGAGAAGCUGCCGCAGCUGGUGGUUGUGGGCAGCCUGGACCGUGAGCAGAAGGACUCGUAUGAUCUGAGCAUUAAGGUGGUGGACGGAGGGAACCCUCCACGCUACAGCAGCGCCCUGCUCAGAGUCCUCAUCACUGACACCAAUGACAACGCACCUCGUUUUGAGCAGCCCAUGUAUGAAGCCGAUCUGCCAGAGAACAGCCCCGUGGGUCACUCUGUGCUUCAGGUGAGGGCUGAUGACUCAGACAUGGGGCCAAACGGGGAGAUCGAGUACAUGCUGCACCAGGCCACUGACGCCACACAGAGGCUACUGCGCAUCGACCACUCCACCGGCAUCAUCUCCGUCAGGGGGCACGUGGACCGGGAGGAGUUUAGCUCCAUGAAGUUUUAUGUGGUUGCCAGGGACAAGGGGUCUAUGCCUAAAAGUUCCAAAGUCUUUGUUGCCAUUAAUGUAAAGGACCAGAAUGACAAUGCCCCCACAAUUGAGAUCAGAGGAAUUGGCUUAGUCAUACACCAGGACGGCGUAGCGAACAUCUCUGAGGACAUGCCCAUUGGCACUGCGGUGGCCCUGGUGCAGGUGUCUGACCGGGAUGAGGGGGAGAACGCGGUGGUCACCUGUGUGGUGGCGAGGGAUGUCCCUUUCCAACUGAGGCCGGCUGGGGACACACCGAACGACCACAAGAGAAAAUACUUCCUGCAGACCACCGCCCCUCUGGACUACGAGCUUGUGAAGGAUUACCGAGUUGAGAUCGUGGCGGUGGACUCAGGAAACCCAGCUCUCUCCAGCACUAACUCUCUGAAAGUGCAAGUGACGGAUGUGAAUGACAACUCACCUGUCUUCGCUUCUGCCCAGCUGGAGGUGGACUUUGCAGAGGAAAAUCAACCAGGAGACAAGGUGUUCGACAUCGUAGCCACGGAUGCUGACAGUGGCAGCAACGCAGAGCUGACAUACAGUCUCAUCACUGCGGACUCUUCUGCGAAGGGGCUGUUUGAGAUUGACGCUGACACAGGGGAGGUGCGUGUGAGGAGCCCGCUGGACCGGGAGCACCGCGAUCGCUACCAGUUCCACAUCGCCGCCACCGAUAAGGGAGUGCCCAGCCACCGCGGCACUGCUGCAGUUCUGCUCAGGGUGCUGGAUCGGAACGACAAUGACCCCAAAUUCAUGCUGAGCACCUACAGCUUCUCCGUGCUGGAGAACAUGCCCCCCCUCAGCCCUGUUGGCAUGGUGACAGUCACAGAUGCAGACAAAGGGGAGAACGCCCGGGUUCAGCUUACCGCCGAGUCGGACGACGGAAAGUUUGUGAUCCAGAACGGCAGCGGCACCAUCCUGUCCAGCAUCUCUUUCGACCGUGAGAAGGAGAGCACCUACACCUUCCGCCUGAAGGCUGUGGACAGUGGAGAUCCACCCCGGUCCUCCUUUGUCGGAGUGACUAUCAAUGUGCUGGAUGAAAACGACAACGCCCCCUACAUUAUCAAGCCCUCAAACUCCUCCUACAAAUGCCUGUCCCCUCUGACCCGCCCGGACAGCCACGUGCACCAGGUGGAGGCUGAGGACAUGGACAUUGGUCCCAAUGCAGAGCUGACCUACAGCAUCACGGGAGGGAACCCCCACGGCCUGUUCCGCAUCUCCUCCUCCGACGGGGAGAUCACCCUGGCUAAGGAAAUCACCCAGGGCCACAAGGGCCUCCAUAGGCUGGUGGUGAGGGUGAGUGACAAAGGAAAGCCCCAAAGACACACCACAGGCCUGGUGCACAUCUAUGUGAAUGAGACCAUCGGAAACAUCACCCUGCUGGAAUCCCUGGUGGGGCACAGCCUGUACACUCCUCUGGAGACCGACAUUGCCGGGGAGCCUGACCACAGCCUGGCCUCUCAGCACAGCAAUGUCCUCUACGGCAGCCUGGCCGGCAUCACGGGGGUCAUUUUCAUCAUCAUCGUCGUAGUGGUUGUCCGGCACCACCUGCAGCAGGAUGGUAAGAGUGGCUACCAGGCUGGGAAGAAGGAAAGUAAAGACCCCUACACCCCUAAACAGGCCCCCAAGCACAAGAGGGGCAAGAAGGGGAAGAAGGGUGGGGCAAGCAAGCAGGCCGCACCGUUAGAGGAAGACGAGGAGGAAGGCACCAGCCUAGAUGGUGUCAGCGUUAGUCCCAGGAUCCACUUGCCCCUGAAUUACCCACCGAGCAGCCCUGACCUGGGUCGCCACUACCGCUCAAACUCCCCUCUGCCCUCCAUCCAGCUGCAGCCCCAGUCCCCCUCCACCUCCACCUCCACCAAACACCAGGCUGUGCAAGACCUCCCCGCAGCCAACACCUUCGUGGGCACUGGAGACGAGAACUCCAUCAGCUCUGACCAGUUCUCCGACCAGAGCUACAAGCCCAACCCUCUGAAGUACGGCAGCAGACAGCUUCCUCAUCGGCGAGUGACAUUCUCCACAGCCAAUCAGACGCCUGACAUGCAGGAUCCCGCUCACAGCCUGUAUGACAGCGGGUUGGAGGAGUCUGAGACCCCAAGCAGCAAGUCCUCCUCAGGGCCCCGCAUUGGGCCCCUGGCUGUGCCCGAGGAGCACUAUGAGAGGACCACUCCCGACGGCAGUAUCGGUGAGAUCCAGCACCCUGAGAGCGAUGUACGGUCUCUCCCUGACGUUACCAUGACGGGGAACUGCACUCCAGAAUGCACUGAAUUUGGUCAUUCAGACACCUGUUGGAUGCCAGGUCAGUCGUCCCCGACACGCAAGACCAAGAGUGCCCCAAAGCUCUCUACAUUCGUGCCUUACCAGGAGAGAGCAGGACAGCUGGCCAAUGGGCGUCCGGGGAGCGAGGAGGAACAGUGCACUGGGCCUCCGGCCUCCCACGGUGCCUUCCGCAAGGACACACCUGCCCGUCACACCUCCAAAAGAGAGAUCUACCUGUGAGGAGCACACAAAUGCCCCUCACUGAACCACCCAGAAGGUUUAAGUACAUGAAACAGAUUCAGCCCUACAGGAAUGUAAGCAGCAGCUCAUUGAUUUAUGAUGAUACAAUUAACUGUUUUUUUUUUUUUUCCCUUUUUUUAUUGUUUCCUGCAAUGCAUUGAUGUAAGACUGAAAGAUACAUCACAACAUUCCUGGCCUGUUCUGGAAGCCUGUGGAAUGUUGUAAAGGUAAUCCACCAGUCCUGCCAGAAUCCAUAUCUUAUCCAGCUCCAAAUAAAUCCCACUGAUGACAGUCGUUCUGCACAAGAGGAAAUAGUUAUUAAUAUUAAUAAAUCACACUAAGCAGACUUUACUGUACAGCGGUGUAAAUACAUUUUAAUGGUGUGCAUAUGUCUGUCGGGCUUCAGUGCUUUCCCUUUGGCUGUUAGGAGCUUCACAUUUGGGGCAUUUUGUUGUAGUUGUUUUACAGUGAUAAAGAAUUGUUGUUGUUACUGGAAGAAAACAGCCAGAAUUCAUUAGUUUGAGUAGAGAGUUCUGCGGCACAUGCACUGGUAACAGGGCCUGGUUGAAGGUCAUUUUAACGUGAUACUUUAGAACAGCUUAGGAGGGGUUCUUUUGUAAUGUUUAGUCUUUGUUCUGUGGAAGUCUCACGUUUUGUAAAAA